CCACCGCCAUGGCCUCCGCCGCGAAAUCCAUCAUCCAGACACUAAGGCGCUACAUCAAGAAGCCGUGGGAGAUCACCGGCCCAUGCGCCGACCCCGAGUACAAGCCCGCCCUCCCCAAAGCCACCGAGUACCACGUCUUCUGCCCCGCCACCGCUCCCGCCAAGGCACUGAUCCCCAACUCCGACCCCGACACGGUGUACCACAUCGAGUACUACUCCCGCGACCAGCGCCGCAGCCGCCCUCCUGUCUGCCGCACGGUGUUGAGGAAGGCCGACGUGGAGAGGAUGAUAAGGGAGAAGAGUUUCGAUGCCGAUGAUUUUCCGAGGCCGUAUUUGACAGCGAAAGUUGAGGAGGAUGAUAAUGCCGUCGGCGGAGGGUACCAGAAAUAGUAAGGGUUUCGGGCUGCAAAGUAGCAGGCUAGCUGUUUUGGCCACCGAUAAAAUCUAGUCGAUGAUGUUUCAACUUGUCACCCAGCUAGCUGCAAUGCAACGGGAGGCUUUUGUGUGUUGUGUCGUAGUUUUCUUCUGUACCCAAUGCCUGCAAUGUUUGCAUUGUUUUAGCGUUUGUUGUUUAUAAAGAAAGAAAUGUUCGGAUGCAUCUAAAUGCAACAAGUGAAA
Messenger RNA from Rhododendron vialii, 617 nucleotides. RefSeq lists its product as uncharacterized. The record is from RefSeq and is a predicted model, not a curated record. The coding region runs from base 9 to 389 and encodes 126 amino acids. Lineage: Eukaryota; Viridiplantae; Streptophyta; Magnoliopsida; Ericales; Ericaceae. The transcript has 2 exons.